CUCUAGCUCUGCCUGCUUAGGACUCUGCCCAGCCAGGAAGGAAACCUACAGGAGGAAGAAUGGCUGCAAGGUGGCUGACAGCCUGGUCACAGAACUCCGUGACCUUCCAGGAAGUGGCAGUGGACUUUUCCCAGGAGGAGUGGGCAUUGCUGGACCCUGCUCAAAAAAAUCUAUACAAAGAUGUGAUGCUGGAGAACUUUAGGAACCUGGCCUCAGUGGGGUAUCAGCUCUGCAGACACAGUCUGAUCUCCAAGGUGGAUCAAGAAGAGCUGAAGACAGAUGAAAGAGGAAUUCUACAAGGUGACUGUGCAGACUGGGAAAUUCGACUUAAAUCAAAAGAUGUAAUUGCUAUGCAGAACAUUCCUGGGGGAAAAACAUCCAAUGGCAUAAACAUGGCAGAAAAUCAACCUGGUAAGAACUCCCUGGAGUGUAACCAUUGUGGGAAAUUCAGAAAGAACACUCUCUUUAUUUGUACAAGAUAUUGUAAGGGAGAGAAAUGCUAUAAAUAUACAGAGUAUGGCAAAGUCUUCAACCAUCCAUCAACUCUUAGGAGUCAUGUGAGCAUUCACAUUGGAGAGAACACUCUUGAAUUUACUGAUUGUGGAAAAGCUUUCAAUCAAGAGUCAUCCCUUGGGAAACACUUAAGAACUCCCUCAAGAGAGAAGUGUCAUGAGUAUGAUCAAUGUGAUACGUCCUUUAGCCUACACUCUUCCUGCUCACUACAUGAGCAAAUACCUACUGGAGAGAAAGGCAAUGAAUGCAGUGACUAUGGCACCCUUCAGAACUGUGUCAGAACUCACACUGGAAAGAGGUCCUAUGAAUGCAGUGAGUGUGGGAAAGCCUUCAUUUUUCGGUCUUCCCUUAAGAAACACGUGAGAUCUCAUACUGGAGAGAAGCCUUAUGAGUGUGAUCACUGUGGAAAAUCCUUUAGCCAGAGCUCUCAUCUGAAUGUGCACAAAAGAACUCACACUGGAGAGAAACCCUAUGACUGUAAACAAUGUGGGAAGGCUUUCACUGUUCCUUCAUCCCUUCAGAAACAUGUGAGAACCCACACUGGAGAGAAACCAUAUGAAUGCAGUGACUGUGGAAAAGCCUUCAUUGAUCAGUCAUCCCUUAAGAAACACAUACGCUCUCACACUGGAGAGAAGCCUUAUGAGUGUAACCAGUGUGGAAAAUCCUUUAGCACAAGCUCUUACCUUAUUGUGCACAAGAGAACUCACACUGGUGAGAAAACCUAUGAGUGUAAAGAAUGUGGGAAGGCCUUUAGGAAUUCCUCUUGCCUGAGGGUACACGUGAGAACUCACACUGGAGAGAAGCCUUACAAAUGUAUUCAGUGUGAAAAAGCCUUUAGCACAAGCACUAACCUUAUAAUGCACAAGCGAAUCCACACUGGCCAGGAACUACAUGAAUGAGAUGAUGACAGGAAAGUGUUUGUUGCCCCUCAUGCCUCCUUUCUCACUUUAGAACAUACAUUGCAGAGAAGCCCUGUUAUGGCCACAUGGAAACAGCCUUCUGGCCCAACUCUGGCUGGCUGUUACACUGGGACAAACCUUAUAAAUGUUAUAGCGCUGAUUGUUUUUAUCAGUAUUUCAUUCUUAUAUGUGUCACAACUUAUUAAGUAUAUUAUGUAGAUCUUAUAGUUAUCUUUUCAGUUUAAUUCCAUUGUGAACAGAAUACAUGGUCUUCAAUUUGUAGAUUCUUUGUGAUACAGAUUUGAACAUAAUUAAUUGCUGGACACUGAUGUACUGAGGCAGACAGAACUAGUUGCUGUCUCGAUACCCAUUCCUCCCUUGUUAAAGUAAUAAAAUUUACCAUUUAGUUCAAGCUGGCAAUGUGGACAGUUUUCACCCAGCUUUCCUUACAGCUGUGAGUGGCCAAAUAUGUCCACAUCCCUAGCCCAUGCAAAGUAGGCAGAAGUCACUGGAUACAGCUUCUGAGGAAGCUCAUGGAAAUGGGAAUAUCUCAUCUGGUAUUUUUUUCUUAACUAUUUGCCCUCUGUCUUAUCCCUUAUUUCCUAGAAAAUAUAUACACCAAGAGGAGGACAGAGAAAGGAUACUAAAUGAAACAGGGGAGAUACAAUGUUAUCUGGUUGCACCAAUCCUGUAUUGCUUAUCUCUGGGUUUUGUAUUACAAGAGGAAAAUGAACUGCCACGUGGUUUAAACCACUCUUGUGGGAAGUUCCUCUUUCAGCUGAUUUCAGUCCUAACUGUUACAUCUAAUAUUAUGGUCAAGUUUUAGGACUCUUUCAA
Piliocolobus tephrosceles (Ugandan red Colobus) is the source of this 2249-nucleotide messenger RNA. RefSeq names its product zinc finger protein 177 (gene ZNF177). Gene Ontology annotation, biological process: regulation of DNA-templated transcription. The record is from RefSeq and is a predicted model, not a curated record. Lineage: Eukaryota; Metazoa; Chordata; Mammalia; Primates; Cercopithecidae. The coding region runs from base 60 to 1412 and encodes 450 amino acids. The transcript is spliced from 5 exons.